CUCCCCUCAGUUAAGAUGGCGGCAUUGAGGGCGGCGGGGGCGGUGCUGCUGCGGCCCCGGCCCGGGCCGGCCCCGGCCGCUAUGGGCUACCACAAGAAGGUGGUGGAUCACUACGAGAACCCGCGCAACGUCGGCUCCCUCGACCGCAAUGCCAAGAAUGUGGGCACCGGCCUGGUGGGCGCCCCGGCCUGCGGCGACGUCAUGAAGCUUCAGGUGGAAGUGGACGAGAACGGCAGGAUCGUGGACGCCCGCUUCAAAACUUUCGGCUGCGGCUCGGCCAUCGCCUCCAGCUCGCUGGCCACCGAGUGGGUCAAAGGGAAAACGGUUGACGAAGCGCUGAAAAUCAAGAACACAGAUAUUGCCAAGGAACUCUGCCUUCCCCCUGUCAAACUGCACUGCUCCAUGCUGGCUGAAGACGCCAUCAAGGCUGCCUUGGCCGAUUACAAACUGAAGCAGGAUCCAAACAGAGAACCCGACAAAAAAGCCGACAAUGCCUGAACUGCCUGCGCAGCUUCCCCUCCUCCCUCCUCACUCUGCAGUGCAAUUCCCGAGCUGUAGUAGGACCCUGUGCACUACUCAAGCUGUAAGAUACGCACAAGUUACGCACAACGUGUCCCUGUGGUGUCCAGCCACUCCGUAGUGCUCACAUGGAUGGGGGCUCCUGUCCCCUCGGGAAGACUCCGCUCUGGAGACAAAACCCCGCUACUGUCCGGUACUGGAAGGGCUGCACUUUGAUUUUUAUUUUGGGAAGAUGUCUAGUUUUGCCUAAUAUUUCAUGGAAUUUGGUGGGAAUUGUUGACCCUGGUUUGGAUGUGUGUGUGAGAGCUGCAGCGUCACCCUUGGCUCCGGCUGUGUCAGGGUUGGUUUCACAAUCCAGGGGCAAAUUCCUGCUCUUGGAAUUCUGGGACCCUUUGCAGGUGCCAAAGGGAAAAGUUGCCAGGAAACACUGGUGGUUUCUGCUCC
Sturnus vulgaris (Common starling) is the source of this 963-nucleotide messenger RNA. RefSeq names its product iron-sulfur cluster assembly enzyme (gene ISCU). Gene Ontology annotation, molecular function: iron-sulfur cluster binding; iron ion binding. Lineage: Eukaryota; Metazoa; Chordata; Aves; Passeriformes; Sturnidae. The record is from RefSeq and is a predicted model, not a curated record. Gene Ontology annotation, biological process: iron-sulfur cluster assembly.